AAAAGAUAAUAGAUCAGAAGAUCCCCCUCCCUCCCUUCUCUAGGAAAAAAACCCAGCGCAUUCCCCCUUCUUCUCCACUCAUACUCUCACACAGACUCCCCUCCUCACACACAUAAUUGAUUCAUACUUUACUCAUCUGUACAUCUAGAAGAAGAAAAAAUUCCGAAAGAAAACCAGAUCUGAAAACUAAAAAAAAAAUGCGUUGGAAGAACAAAGAAGAACAUUUUUCUAUCUGCGAAAAUCUUCACGUUCUCUUUUUCGGGUUGUUUCAAAAAUUGUGACAUGAUUUAAAAUGGAUACUCCGGUUACCCAUAUUAGCAAAAACAAAAAACAAAACGAAAGUUUGUUGCUGAUGGCAUCUUCUUUGCGGAUCUUAACGGAGUGUUGACGCGUGAAGUGUUGGGGAUUUUGCUUUGCUCGCUGCUGUCUCUGUACCGGAAUUUGUACAAGAUGCUCUCCUUAGCUAAGAGCUAAGAGAUCUGGGAAAAUUUAAAGCAUUCAGAUUCACUUCCGUCUUACGGCUUUAUAAUUUGAUGGAGCUGGAGGAUAGCAUUUUAGAUUUCUCUGAUGAAGAGGAGGGCUUCGAGGAUGAUGAUGUUAAAAUGAAUGAUAUUGAGGAAGGAGAAUUGGUUGAGAGGAUUUCUAAGACUGGAUUAGAGGAAAGUGGUGAUGCAUGUGCUAGUUUGACCAAUCCCGUUUCAAGCAAUAAAAAUCAGAGACCCAAGAAAAACAAGAGGAAGAACAAGCGUAAGAGAAGUUCUUCGGGUCCAAAGGUCACAGAUAUUAACAGAUUUGUAUUGGAUGUCUGUAAACGCUUGAGAGAGCGGAAAUCUUAUCUCAUAUGGACUGCGGUUGGUUGCCUUGGAGUAUCUGCUUUGAGUGAUCUGGUCAAAGAGGUGGAUGCAAUUCAGAAUUGUGGUGGCCAGAAGACUGCUGAUGGCAGGCGUUUCCGAACAGGCGGUGGGAUAUUAUGGAGCAUCCUUAAAGUGCGAGAUCCAAAUGCAUACAAAGAGAUAAUGAAGAAAGGGCAGGAGUUUGAGAAGCAAUUUAAGCAGGCUAAGCUCAAGCAAGAACCACUCCCAAAUAAUGAAGCUUCUUUCGAGAGAUCUAGCCAGACCACUGUGGGAGACAAAACUACACCCACUUCUAAAGAUGUGUUGCUGCAACAAGUUCAGCAGUCAAAUAGUGGAGCCAAACGUGCAUCUGUUCAUGACAGAAUAAGGGUGCCCAUCACGUAUGAUGAUAUAUUUGAAGGAAUUGAUGAAGGAAGGGAAUCAAGGGAUUCGUUGGCUUAAUACCUUUUGAAAAAUCGCUCAUAUGAUAUGGUGGAAUGAGGCGAUCUGAAAGAUAUAUAAAACUCAAUGCAAGUGGCAUAUGACGAUCAGCUUAGACUAGGGGAUUGAAAUGAAUCAACUUGAUUUUUGAUGGUCUUCUAUGGGGUUUCAAGUUGAAUUUCACUUGUGAACUCCUAGAUCCCGUGGAACUGUUCCCUUCCAUUUUGUUCAUUCUUAUUCAGAGUAAAUACAUAUCUUUGUUGUGGCCCGAAAUUGUUCCAAAUCAAAUUUACACUUUGAAAUUGCUUAUAAGAAUGGAAAGAAGUCGUUGCUUGAUAGCAUUAAGGAUUGAUUUUGUCUGUAAAUUCUUUUGCAUGAAACUUGUGAAAUCAUGGCUGUAAGUGUUGCCUGGUGCCUGAGACACUUGUGUAGUGUUGAUAACCAAGUAAUAAUAUGAUGAACAAUGAUCAA
Nicotiana tabacum (common tobacco) is the source of this 1745-nucleotide messenger RNA. RefSeq lists its product as uncharacterized. The record is from RefSeq and is a predicted model, not a curated record. Gene Ontology annotation, biological process: snRNA export from nucleus. Lineage: Eukaryota; Viridiplantae; Streptophyta; Magnoliopsida; Solanales; Solanaceae.